Molecule: messenger RNA, 874 nt
Organism: Folsomia candida
Lineage: Eukaryota; Metazoa; Arthropoda; Collembola; Entomobryomorpha; Isotomidae
Exons: 4
Coding region: 122-637 (171 amino acids)
Source: RefSeq, a predicted model, not a curated record
CGCUGAAAGUCUUGCAUACUUAAAUAUCCACCUUUACUUUAGUUCACUCUCGUUACUUCUAAGAGCAAGCAAAAUAUUUUGUGAAAUUGUUUCUUUUCAUCAGUUUUUGUACUAAAAAAAUAUGGAAGGUAUUCUAGCCGAGCGAAGACGGGAAAAUCUGUGGCGCCGGGCUGACAAUCAACGCCACUUGAACGCGCUCCAAGACCAGCUUAAGGUUCUUAAUGACCUAAUGGUUUUAUCGGAAGAGGAAGACAAACUCAGAUCGGAUGUUUUGGCUGAUAUUCGCGACACAAAAAUUCUAUUAGGGAUAGAACCAGCCCCACCGAUUCCAAUUGAGGAUCCGGAAUCUGAUAACUCGCAACGCCGACCACGAGAGCAAUUGUAUCCACCCCCGUACCGCGAGCUUCCUAGCGCCAGAGAAGGGACAACGGUGCAAAACAUUGCCCUAAAGUUAGGUGCAUCGGCCCUAGUGGGGUCCAUGGUAGGUUCCGCAGUUGGGUCGCGGUGGGGUGAGGUUGGAGCCGGUCUUGGUGCAGGCGUGGGCGGGCUAGUUGGGACCACAGGUUUUGCCAUCUUUUUGGCAUGCAAAAAGGUUGCGUGCCAACCUCCUCCGGAAACAACUGGAUCAUCUGUCUAAUUUAAAUAUUUGUGGAUUCAACUACUUUUACUCAAUUCAUUCAAAAUUUUGCUACAAUGUAGUCCGAUAUAUUGUUACUAAUUAGUAUAAAAAAUAAUUUUGAAAUAUCAACCUGUUCUUGGGAAAAUUGUACUCGAGUUUGAGAUUAAAAAUCGUAGCAUUAAAUAAGUUACAUACUGUAUGAUAAGUUAUCAUUGAUAACCAAUCUGAACAUAAAUUCAUAUAAUGUCUUUAUUA